AUGCGGUCAACUAACUCAGCGGACAAAAAAGCUAAACCGCCGGAAGGCUCAAUCAAAUCCAAUGGUUUCAACUCACCUUCAAACGCGGACGAUCAGCACAGAUCAUAUGAAAUGGAAUUACAUCCAUUGGCACCAUCAUUACUACCAUCCACUGGAUCAGAUCUGCAACAGCAGCCAACGUGUCACUUCUGUCUGACAGCUCAGAAUCCGGCAUUUCUGGACACACAACUGGAGGUGGACGAUAUGCUCGGAGGUAGUACAGUUGUCAAUUGUAAAAAAUCCGAUGACAGUGGCUGUGAGCUGGGUGAUGUUAUGUCCAUCAGUGCUGGACCGGUUGAACAUUCUUGUCGUGAUCAUGCUGCCACGAUUGGUCGCGAUUAUCAACCAAUCGUGAGUACAGUGCUCGUACGAAACUCUCCGGUCGUAUGCUACCCGGCCACGAGCGCAAAAUGUGGUGAAACCCUAAACACCUCGAAAUACGGAAAUACUUUCGUUAAUGUGCACGCCGGUCCCUGUUUGAACCCGAUAACCGGGAUGACAUGUGCGCAACAACAGAUACAAAUACAACAACAACAACAACAAAAUACUCAAUACAGCUCUUACUACGGCAGUUUCACAUGCCCAAGACCCGUAAUAGCUAAACCCCUAAGUCCCAUCCUGUUUGUGGCCCCCAAUCUCCCCCAGACCAGCGUGUACGAGAAUCCUGUGCAUUCGCCUAACCUGCUGAUNUUGAUUACCUCACCUGUGAAAAGCUCUUGUUUCACGCCUCCACCAACUGCACCAACGUCACAAUCAGUGUUGCCCGGGAAUAGCGGUACCGUAUUAGGUAAUGCCCCGGAUAUCUAUCCGGACAUGUCUGUUUUACCUCUGAAUUUUACCGAUCAGACUCCAGGACUGGCAUUCAGUCCGACCUGCUCGAACGCAAUCCCGGUGUGUUCAACCAAUCUGUAUGUGUCCCAGCCCAUGCCAACCGAAAAUCGAUUUACGUCCAAACCGAUCGGUGUGUUGGCCUUCCGAAACUCCGAUGAUGAUGGGACAACUGUAUAG
Messenger RNA from Echinostoma caproni, 1047 nucleotides. Lineage: Eukaryota; Metazoa; Platyhelminthes; Trematoda; Plagiorchiida; Echinostomatidae. The record is from the annotation of a GenBank genome assembly.